Molecule: messenger RNA, 2370 nt
Organism: Panicum virgatum (switchgrass)
Lineage: Eukaryota; Viridiplantae; Streptophyta; Magnoliopsida; Poales; Poaceae
Product: protein MALE DISCOVERER 2-like
Exons: 7
Coding region: 825-2162 (445 amino acids)
Biological process (GO): protein phosphorylation
Molecular function (GO): ATP binding; protein kinase activity
Source: RefSeq, a predicted model, not a curated record
CAAGCAAGAUGGCUUAGUAGGGCAUGGCAUGUGCAACUAGACCUGGCAUGGCUCUCGGUGGCCACAAACGACGGACGGGCGGACGGCCUGCCGGACAGACAGGCUUCAAGUCCAGUCCACCAAAUUGUACUUGAAUAUUGGUUCUGCAUCCUGCAGUUGCUUCAAGCCUUUCUUUACAGGGAACAGGUACUCCGCCUCCCUAUGCUAUGAUUCCCAAUAAGCAUUGGCUGUAGCUGUUGCCUCCUGCCCUGAUCCCGGACAUCGAUCGGCUGCUCGCUUGCUUGCUCUGUCCUCAGUGUUUCUUUGCUGCUUGCUCGGAGUUUGACUUGUGUGAGUCCAUCCUUGUGUGCCUGUUCUAACUCUGAUGACUCUUAAGUCCAAUCUAUCUUCCGAGUGUGGUGUGGAUUCUUUACUUGAACAUACAGCCGCACUUCCAAGAUCCUCCCCUACUUCUCUGUCUCGUUCUCACAAGUUCCACAUCUGCUAUCCCUUUUUCAUCCUAGGAAUUGACCAAGCACGCCCUUAGCUUUAUGAUACGUACGUAUCUUGCAGGGGAGGGGACGGACAAAUCACAAAUGGAGAUUAUUCCAUCAUGGCAACUCGAUUCGUUUCUUGAGGUGCUACGCAAUCCAAUCCAAUCCAACGGCCCCUUCCACAGCUACCACAAAAGAUGGAUGUGGUGAGCUUUCCGACAUCUAGCUAGCUUUGCUUGCUUGCUUGCACAAGUCCGUCCGUCCGUCCGUCAGUCAGUCAGUCAAUCCCCACUCUUCACAGUAGACUAGAGAGAAGAGAUCAGAGCUCUGAUCUUGGACUUGGCCACAGAAAUGGAGAAGAUCAAAGCUGCGGCCUAUUUGCUAUUCUUCUCCUUGCUUGUGUCUCACACACUUGGCUCAUGUGCUUCCAUCAAUCAACAAGGGAAAACUCUUUUCAGAUCUGGAGCAGAUACACCAGCUGGAUCUUCCUCAAACCGGGGACUGAGUUGCUCAGACGAAGGCAAGGCGGUGACCUUAAAAGGUAGGAGUGUCAUCCAGAGACGGCUCCUACAUCAAUGGGAUCACCAAGUUGCAGAAUCACCCAAGUCUAAUGGAAAUGGAUCUGAAAGAAGGACGAUACCCCACUGGGCCAUCCACACAUUAGCCAUCAGUGGAGCAGUUCUCUUUGUGGUUGCAUCUGCAACCGCCAUGUAUCUACUCUUUUCUCGUCGAAAGAAGGAUAAUACUGUCAUGCCUUGGUCUACUGGGCUCAGUGGACCGCUCAGGAAAGCCUUCGUGGCAGGUGUUCCUUCUCUUGGAAGGACAGAGCUUCAGACAGCAUGUGAGAACUUCAUCAAUGUGAUCGGCUCUUCAUCCGAAUGCAUAGUGUAUAAAGGAACUCUGUCAAGUGGAGUUGAAAUAGCGGUAGUCUCCACUUCAGUUGACUCUGCCAAAGAUUGGUCAGAUAGCUCUGAGGAGCAAUUUAAGAACAAGAUCUCUAUGUUGUCCAAAGUGAACCAUAAGAACUUGGUGAACCUACUUGGUUACUGCACAUGCGACGAGCCAUUCACAAGAAUGAUGGUCUUCGAGUAUGCUCCGUGUGGUUCCCUCUUUGAGCACUUGCAUAUUCGAGAAGCAGAAGAUUUGGACUGGCCUACACGGCUGCGCAUCAUCAUGGGAGUAGCAUACUGCUUGGAGCACAUGAGCCAGCUGGACCCACCUGUGAUGCCAGCAGCCCUGAGCUCCUCAUCCAUCUACCUCACCGAGGACUGCGCGGCCAAGAUCUCGGACAUGGAGUUGUGGAAAGUUGCAGCGCUAGGAGAUGAAGAGAGCAUCGUGUACAGGUUUGGCAUCCUGCUGCUGGAGGUGAUCUCCGGUCGGCUGCCCUUGUCCGAGGAUCACGGCCUGCUCGUGCUGUGGGCGUCCAGCUACCUGGACGGCAAAAGGCCGCUGAAUGGCAUGGCUGAUCCGAUGCUGAGGUCGUCCGUGCGUGACAAGGAUCUGGCGGUGCUGUGUGACGUUGUGAGGCUGUGCAUCCACUCUGACAAGGACAAGAGACCGGCCAUGGCUGAGGUUGCCAGGCUCAUGAGAGGCGCCACCGCCGUGUCGCCGGAGCAGGCGACCCCGAGAGACAACCCGCUAUGGUGGGCCGAGCUUGAGAUUGCCUCCACCACGGUGGAGUCCGGGUGAAAUUCACAACCAAACGGGCACGACAUGCAUGAUAACUAGUACUAUACUGAAUUGCCUCUUUGCUUUCGUUCUUUGUGUCAUCAAUCAGUUCCUUUUGCUGUAUACUAUGUAGUAUAACUUUAGCUGCUGAUCACGGUGAUUCUGCAAAUUUGUACAAGUGGAGAACAAGAAAUGGCAUUUGUUGUUCCAUACAUGGUUUCUCUGCAUC